CGCGCAGAACCCCUCCCUGGAUGGGCGCGCACCGUGCGUCGCGGUCCAGCGACCGGCGCGAGGAAGUCGGCCACUGGUCUCGGCGCGGAAGGGCGUCUCCGCCGCCUAUAAAACGCGCGUCCUCCUUCCCUGGAGACCUUGUGGGCGGUCAGGGACACACACAAACAAGUCAUGGCCUUCAGGCAAACGGGCCCAUCUUUGCUGGCAUUGCUAGUGGCAGUGCUCUUGGUGGCUCCAAGCUCGGAGAAGAAACUGCUCAAGCUGGCGCUGCUGAUGUCCGGAGGAACAACGUUCAUCCCCAUACCGGUGCCGCUGCAAAAGAAGGUGCAACACACCAAGCUCGUACCGUACAACAUACCGUACCCGGUGCCUGUGCCAGUUCAUACGCAUGAGCACGUGGGCCACGGCGGUAAGCAUGUGCAUGUCAACUACGAUCACAAGCACGAUCACUCGAGGAGCAAAGUAGUUGUCAUCGAUGGCGACCAUCAUCACGGCGGAGGGCACUACGGCGGGGGCCACUACGAACACUAUGGUGGAGGACAUUACGGCGGUGGCUACUACUGACCUCGUUGGCUAAGCUCCCUCAACUACUC
Messenger RNA from Rhipicephalus sanguineus (brown dog tick), 593 nucleotides. RefSeq names its product zinc transporter 7-like. The coding region runs from base 172 to 564 and encodes 130 amino acids. NCBI's taxonomy places the organism in Eukaryota, Metazoa, Arthropoda, Arachnida, Ixodida, Ixodidae. The transcript is spliced from 2 exons. The record is from RefSeq and is a predicted model, not a curated record.